Suillus plorans is the source of this 633-nucleotide messenger RNA. RefSeq lists its product as uncharacterized. Lineage: Eukaryota; Fungi; Basidiomycota; Agaricomycetes; Boletales; Suillaceae. The transcript has 3 exons. The record is from RefSeq and is a predicted model, not a curated record. The coding region runs from base 37 to 630 and encodes 197 amino acids.
UUUCCUGCACAUUGGCAAUGGCUGGAUCGCGGGUCCAUGCAUGCAUCUCUCAAUAUCAGACGGAAGCUGCCAACAAUGGUCUCUUCUGACCGGAUAAAGUAUUUUAAAGCCGGGCUGCAAUGGGAGAUGAAUACUUUUGUCACACCACUCCUGCAGUACUCAGCUUCACAGAAUAUCGUAUCGGUUCUUCCGGUCCCUGUCGCUUAUAUCCUUAAGUUGUAUCCCAUGCUAACCUGGAACACGGUUCCGGACGACAUCUUUUCAUUCCACCUCCUUUCAUUUGAUGAUGACGCAAUUGCAGGACAUCCGUCCCGGAUUGUGUUUGCAUAUACAUGUCCAUGGUGGAUGGGAAACACCACAAUCCCGGAUCAACCAUGGCAGUGGGAUGAAAUAAUGGCUUCCUGUGUCUCUCACUACCAGUAUUGGGCGCUUAAUGUUGAGGAUGAUGCUUUGGUUCUUCCAGAGAAGUUGAGAAACACUUUGACUCCACCACUUAUGGGACUGAGGUGGAUUAAAGAACGCAUGGAAGCAUUGAUGGAGGAGCAAGAUGAGGGCAUCAAAGCCAAGAUGGCAGAGGUGAAGAUGUACACUGACAUGUUAGAGAAAUUGAGGAAAGGCAAAGGAGUGUAGUCC